Molecule: messenger RNA, 1012 nt
Organism: Arabidopsis arenosa
Lineage: Eukaryota; Viridiplantae; Streptophyta; Magnoliopsida; Brassicales; Brassicaceae
Source: the annotation of a GenBank genome assembly
CGUACAGCAAAAGGACGGUUCACAUCAUGACUAUCUUCGCGAGAGAUCUCAUCUAUGGGAUCGAAGCAAGGGUUUUGUUGCCGCUCUUCCUUGUCCAUUUUUUGCCUUACGUAACGAGCCAACAAGAGUCGGAAUCCGCAAACCGCAACAGAAAUACCAAUUUCCCGACGGAAUCGGUAAUUGCAAUCAUUGUGCUUGCAAUAUUUAUCUCAAUAACCACGCUCGCUUGUUUCUUGCACCACACAUUCUAUAGAGCAGAGCUUGAAGCAGCAAGCCAAGAAGUGUUGCAAAAUAGAGCGAGGAGUGGGCUCGAGAAGGAACUCAUCGAGUCCUUUCCAACUUUCCUUUAUUCAGAAGUUAAAGGGCUCAAGAUAGGCAAAGGCGGAGUAGAAUGCGCAAUUUGUCUAAGUGAGUUUGAGGAUCAAGAAUUACUACGUUGGAUGCCUCCUUGUAGCCACACUUUCCAUGCUAAUUGCAUCGAUGUGUGGCUCUCUUCUCGGUCCACAUGUCCGGUCUGUCGUGCAAAUCUGUCUCUCAAACCUGGUGAAAGCUUUCCAUAUCCGAUCAUUGAUCUUGAAACAGGAAAUGAAAGAAGAGAUGUACUAGAACCCCCAGACGAAACUAGAUUUCAUUCGACCGGACGUUCAUUCCUUCAACUAGGUAAGAAUCUAGAUCGAUUCACACUACAGUUACCAAAGGAGAUGCAAAGAAGAUUAGUUAGCUUGAAUCUGAUAAGGAUUAGCAACACGGCCUUACCUCGAGCCAUGAGUUCGAGACAGGGCUAUAGGAGCGAGAGAAGCGGUUUCUCUGAGGGACGCCUCAUGCCAGAGAAGGUUUAAUCUGUGUAGACAUUAGCUCUCUUAUCGCUUUAUGUGUCAUAUCUUUCGUGCUGAUGUAGAGAUUUAUGUGUCAUAUCUCUCUAUUUCAGUUAUCUUUGUGUUAGUACUUCUAUUUCAGUUGUCUACAAAGUAAGGAUUAGGUCAAAACUGUCAAAUAAAGUCUUGUUGCGUAG